Aspergillus campestris IBT 28561 is the source of this 1065-nucleotide messenger RNA. RefSeq lists its product as uncharacterized. The record is from RefSeq and is a predicted model, not a curated record. Lineage: Eukaryota; Fungi; Ascomycota; Eurotiomycetes; Eurotiales; Aspergillaceae. The coding region runs from base 1 to 1065 and encodes 354 amino acids. The transcript is spliced from 2 exons.
AUGGAGGGAGAGAAACAAUGCUCAUCCGGUUCUGCUGAUGGAGCCCCCGUCAUUUCACCAGUCGAAUCAAAGCAACCGUUUCCACCCCUCUCUCCUGAUGACCUCGCAGCAACGUCCCAUAAUACCUAUGAGAGCAUCUACGCAGAGGAGGACGAACAGGGACUCACAUCUCCAAACCAUGCGGAUGUGGAAGUUGAAGACGACGAUGUGGAUUUCCAGUCUCACUACUCCCUGGACAACCAGUCGUUUUCCGAUGCGUCCACGGAUUCGGAGGAGCUGUCUCCGGACGAUGGCAUCGGUAUGCACCAUCCAUUUCGACAAUCCUCGAGCUCUCUCCACGGUCCGAAUGCCUUCGCGCCACCAUUCUAUAAUCGACCGCCAACGCCGCUACCUCCAUCACCAUCUUUGACCUCGCUCCUCAGGCCUCCGUUUUCGACCACUACUUCUCGCCCCACCACCCCUGAUAGUUCCGAUGUGGAAACACCCAAUGAUACUGAAGCUGCCGUUGCCAAGUCAGCCCGGCGUGCGACAACUGUUCCGCGGGCGAGCCCGAAAGUGCCUACCUACGAAUACUAUGGCUUUGUUCUCUACCUGGGCUCUUCGCUGGCCUUCCUGAUCUAUAUUCUCUGGUCCUUUCUUCCGUCCCCCUUUCUCCAUCAGCUUGGCAUAUACUAUUACCCCAACCGUUGGUGGUCAUUGGCAUUCCCCUCUUGGCUGGUGAUGUCCAUUAUCUACAUUUAUGUCGCCUUGGCGUCGUACAAUACGGGCUACUUGACUCUCCCGAUGAAUAGCAUUGAGAACAUCGUGGAUGAGGUGGCCAACGUGGCAGUGAUCGACGGUAAAGCCAGAAGGCGACCUGGUGGCGCCGCGCAAAUGCGGCCUGGUGCAACCUCAUAUCAGAUCAUGGGACCCCAGAAUCGGAAGGUCAAUUGGCCAGAGAUAUGGAAUGAGGGGACCGAUGCCGUGAUGGAUAUCCCUGUGGGGGGCGUCUGUGAAGUUUUGUACGGCCAAGACCGGGAUGAUGAUGAGUUGUAUGAUGAGGUAUCCGAUGCGAGAGAGACUUGA